Messenger RNA from Didymosphaeria variabile, 723 nucleotides. RefSeq lists its product as uncharacterized. The transcript has a single exon. The record is from RefSeq and is a predicted model, not a curated record. NCBI's taxonomy places the organism in Eukaryota, Fungi, Ascomycota, Dothideomycetes, Pleosporales, Didymosphaeriaceae. Gene Ontology annotation, biological process: phosphatidylcholine biosynthetic process. The coding region runs from base 1 to 723 and encodes 240 amino acids.
AUGGACAAGGUCGUUAGUUUGUUCAUCCAUAUCAUGCCCUGCGCAACGCUCCAUUGCGUUGUUCAUCUGCUCUCACCCGAGUACCAGCGACAAGCCUAUCCCGCAGUUUGGGCCAUUCGAAACGCCGACCCAGACUCGCCGCAUCGCUACGGACUUGCCCAGAUGAUGCUAUGGGCAACCCUACCUUACGCAGUCUGGCAAAUGAGCUAUCACUUCGGCAUAACAGUGCGCCGUAGAGAGGCUAUCGCGGCCGGCCGUCCAACAUCGUUUACCUGGCUACGUAAAUCCUACGCGAAGAACUUCCUCGGCCGCUUCGUGCUUUCACAGCCCGCGUACCUCCAGGAACCAGCGUUCAUGAUGAUCCAGUACUGCUACGCCGUCCUCACCAUGGUGCCAUGCCCGCUCUGGUUCUGGUCUCGCUGGGCUUCCGGCCUCUUCCUUAUCGUGGUGUUUAUCUGGAGUACCUACAACGGAGCAAACUACUACAUCGAAGUCUACUCUAAACGGUUCCAGAAGGAGCUUGAGCAACUGAAAAAGGAUGUCUCGAAGUGGCAGAACUCUCCACUCACGCCUAUGCCGCAAAUGAAUGCAGAGCAGAUGAAAGAGUUCCCGCUCCUUGAUGGCGGCGCGAAUGCGUCGGGUACGAAGAUCCUAGGGGACGAAGUAGAGGCGAGAGAGAGGAAGCCGGCGUCUCUUAGUGUUCCUGAUAUUUCUUCUUCUUGA